Messenger RNA from Rana temporaria (common frog), 1006 nucleotides. Its product is annotated as taste receptor type 2 member 8-like. The record is from RefSeq and is a predicted model, not a curated record. Gene Ontology annotation, biological process: sensory perception of taste; detection of chemical stimulus involved in sensory perception of bitter taste; G protein-coupled receptor signaling pathway. Gene Ontology annotation, cellular component: membrane. Gene Ontology annotation, molecular function: G protein-coupled receptor activity; bitter taste receptor activity. Bases 24 to 953 code for a protein of 309 amino acids. The transcript has a single exon. NCBI's taxonomy places the organism in Eukaryota, Metazoa, Chordata, Amphibia, Anura, Ranidae.
GUGACCGGGACUUUCAAUCAAACAUGCUAAAUCUGGGUCUCAUUGCUGCAGCCAUCAUUUCCUCUUUGUUAGGAAUGACAACCCAAUCAUUCAUAGUAAUAGUACAUCUUGUAGACCAUCUGAAAGGACGAUUGUUGAGUCCUGUUGACCAAAUUCUGCUCUCCCUUGGGAUUGUGAGACUGUGCUUUGAGGUUUUCUCAUUGGUCGAUGCGUUUUUUAUUAUUCUCUUUCAAAAUGUAUUUCCUUUACCCGUAAUGAUAUUUCUCUACCUGAUCGUGAACGCAUCCAACUUAUCCAAUAUUUGGCUGACAACUGUGUUUUCUGUCAUCUUCUGCCUAAAAAUUGCCAAUUUCCACAACGCUUUCUUCUUGCGCCUGAAGAACGGUCUAUCUCAGCAAGUUGUCCGUUUGAUUAUAGGUUCGAUUUUGCUGUCCAUUUGUUAUAUGUCACUGUUUUUGUGGGUUGAUAGUUACCUAAAUCCACCUAAGCAACUCCGCAGUCAUGGCAAAAAUGAGACUGAAUAUUUGACCCAUGUGUUCAUUUUUGUAGCGAUGGGAAAUAGCUUUCCGUUCAUUAUAUAUUCCAGCUCAACAAUUCUUCUCAUUGCUUCUCUGUUCCUUCACAUGAAACAGAUGAAAUCCAACUCUAACGUUACAGCCAGUCUGGACACUUACUAUAAAGCUAUCAAGUUCAUGUCUUUUUGCCUUCUUUGCUUUUUGUUACUUCUGGCCACCAAUGUGGUUAUUUUGUACUACUACAAAUCCCUUAACGCAAUAGCACUCUUUAUUAUUUGGCACGUUUUUCCAACCCUGCAUUCAAUUUACCUGAUCUACAGAACAAACAAGUUAAGAGAAUGUUUCUUGAGAAUCCUACCUUGUAGAACCAACUGCCAGGUCAACGGAAGACGUUCCGAGCUCGAGUCAAGAAACCAAUUGGAAACAAUCCGUCGUUGAGGUCUUUUUGGUAACACAUCAUUAUUUUUAGUAUUAGAGUUUAUUAAUUUGCU